UCCACACGACUGCAGCAGCGCAGGCAGCAUCUGUAUGGGAAGCUGAGCGGACAGCUGGCUGAGUAUAUGGGAUGGCUCACUUGAACUCCACCAGCCUGCCUUCCAACCAGUCAGACUUCAACAGCGUUUUCACCCUGAAGGUCCUCCCGCCGCUCUACUUCAUCAUCUUUCUGGUGGGUUUGUUUCUGAAUGGCGGGGCUGCCUGCAUCUUCUUCAGAGUGCCCUCUGAAUCAGGGUUGGUGGUCUACCUAAAGAACAUGGUGGUCGCCGACCUCCUCAUGCUGUCCAGCUACCCUUUCAGGGUUGUGGCUCAGCUGGAACUCGGUGGCUGGUACAUCCACGUGAUCGUGUGCCGCUUCACCGCUGUGAUCUUCUACUGCUCCAUGUACAUGGGGAUCCUCUUCAUGGGCUUAAUCAGCCUUGAGCGCUACUUCAAGAUUGUCCGAAACAUCUCCUCCUCCUCCUCCUCCUCCUCCUCUCCCUCCUCCUGCAGAAGUACUCUGGCCAGGAUCUUCUCACUGCGCCACCUGCAGAACCCCAAAUGCGCCUCGGUGUUGGCCAUCCUCACCUGGACCCUCCUCAUCGUUUUCCUCCUGCCCAACAGCUUGCUGACGAGCAAGGAAGCCAACGAGACAAACGCCCGCCGCUGCAUGGAUCUGAAGACGCCGCUGGGCAAAGAGUGGCAUCGGGUGUCCUCGAUCUUCAGUGUCUCAAUGUUCUGGGUUACUCUGGUGGUCCUCGCCUUCUGCUAUGCUUCCAUUGCCCGCCAGGUCUAUCAGUCAUACCGCCGCGUGCGCUGCAACAACAGCGAUGUCUGCCGCAAGUCCAACCGCAGCAUCUUCAGCAUCCUGGUGGUGUUCUUCAUGUGCUUCGUGCCAUACCACGUCUGCCGCGUGCCUUACACUCUGAGUCAAAUGCCAGGUUCCGGCUUCAGCUGGCACGCCCGCUUCCUGCUGCUGCAGCUGAAAGAGGGGACGCUCUUUCUGUCGGCGCUCAAUGUCUGCCUCGACCCCGUCAUCUACUUCCUCAUGUGCCGAACCUUCAGAGACUCGCUGCUGAGGAAGGUGUCGCGGCGAGAGAGGAGGAGGAGGUCCCUGACCACGGCUCAGAGUCUGACCAACAUUUAGGAGGCGAGGAGUGAGGAGACAAGCAGGCAAAGAUAGGAGGUGAGCAAAGGAGACAAGAAGAGCAGGAAGGGAGAGGACUCAAAGACAGGAGACAAAGCAAGAAAAGGAGAUAAAGACAGAAGGCAAGAAGAGAAGACAAGGAGAGGAAGUGAAGAUAAGAGAGAAGGCAACUAAAGAAGAAACGAGGAGAGAAGGAGACCCCGGAGCACGGCUUGCAUUUAGGAGGGGGGCAAGGAGAGGAAAUGAGGAUAUGUAAGACCUAAAUGUUCAAAGGCAAAAUAACAUUUGUUUUUGUGCGUGUUGCAGUAGAAACUAUGUGUCUCAGUCUUACUGAAAUGUGUGUAAAUGAGGAGUUUUAUGUGUAAAAUAGUAAAAAAACAGGAGUGCAUAUUUUUAUUCUGUCAUGUGUACAUAAGUAUUUAGAGCUUCUGUUCUAGGAUUAUUUAUACUUUUGAGAAAGAGCAGAAAAGAAAGGCGAGAACAACAAAGGCCAGAAAAGAGGAGGAAGUGGUGACGUGGAAGUGAAACUGCACUGUGAUGAGUGGGCAUCAAACCUGCAGCACUCAACUCUGAUCGCACGUCUCUGAGACCGCUGAACGUCUCAGUCAAAUCAGCUGAUUUGCUCACAAGUCGCCUGUUUUCUGGAAGUGGACGUCUAACCGCACG
Molecule: messenger RNA, 1793 nt
Organism: Archocentrus centrarchus (flier cichlid)
Lineage: Eukaryota; Metazoa; Chordata; Actinopteri; Cichliformes; Cichlidae
Product: P2Y purinoceptor 14
Exons: 2
Coding region: 72-1127 (351 amino acids)
Biological process (GO): G protein-coupled receptor signaling pathway
Cellular component (GO): membrane
Molecular function (GO): G protein-coupled purinergic nucleotide receptor activity
Source: RefSeq, a predicted model, not a curated record